Schistosoma guineensis is the source of this 2026-nucleotide messenger RNA. Lineage: Eukaryota; Metazoa; Platyhelminthes; Trematoda; Strigeidida; Schistosomatidae. The record is from the annotation of a GenBank genome assembly.
ACUAAUCUCGAAUAUAAGUAAUGGAUGAGUGGCUUUUUAUCUUUUUCAUCAAAAACAAGUUGCGGAUAAUGUAAAUAGCAACCAAUUGAUUAUGAGUUGUCGGGCAAUUAUGACUUAUCGCUUCUACUGACUCGUUGACUCAGUAGAAGCAGACUUUAGAGGCUUAAGACUUUCGUAUUCACCUUAGAUUUAUUGUUAAACAUCAGCUGAUAUCUAUUUAUAAGUCUUAGAAUACAUCUUCAGUUCUAGAGAUGGACAAAACAAUCUGGAAAGUUAUUUUCACACUGUAUGUCUUGGCUUCAGUGUCAGGGUACAGUUCAAUGUCGGAAAAAUUAGAAGGACUGUUGUCGUCGUUGGAUAAACUUAUUUAUUACUAUGAACAACAUAGCAGUGAAUUUAAUUUUGAUGGUAUAUUUGGCCUAAUACCUUUACAAGGAGCCCUUGAAAGUAUUACUGAUGAAUCCCUGUAUGAAAACUAUGAAGAGGUCAGGUUUGCAUUGUUACCAAUGAUGAGGAAACUUAAGAUUCAAAUUUCGAGGAUAAACGUGAUCAUUAGGAAAAGUGUGAAACUCUUUGAAAAGAAAAGAGACCCCUACUUUAUGAAAAUGGGUCAACUUUUGGCACUGAAAUGGACUUUUCCCAAUCGGAACACCCUGUAUUCUUUUUCAUCGAAUUCAUUAUUCAUACCAAGCGUGCAAAAUAUUUCUAGUGAUGAUUGUAUUAUUCAGCUACUAAAUGCCAAGCAUUAUGGGACCCUUGAUUGUCAUCUUUCAAUGAAAUGUAUCCUAAAGCUCAUGAACUUUCAUUCUCAUGGUUAUGAACUGGCUCACCAAGUUCUAUACAUUCUAAUUUCACAUCAAGUCAAUUGUACUGAUUCCCUGGAUGGUAUGUUGUCAAAUCUCUCGACCAGCGUGGAAGCCUUACAAAAUAAACUGUGUUCAAUUUUGUUUCGAGACUUUGUUAAAUUGUUUCUGCGUGUGGAAAUGAUCCCUCAAAAUCGAGAUAUUUUACUUGAAAAAAUGUUUGUGUGCGGAGGUCUUGGUUACGAAAAUUUUAUUCAGUUUUCUAUUCUGAGCAGAAUUUUGUCGUGGCAACAGCCUUCUGGAUGUUUUAUUUCUUCAGGUCCAGUAGGUGAAAAAAGCAAGCACAGAAAUACUAAAAUCAUGUUUCACGAACGUCAUCCCCUUGUUGAACGCAAACAUGCAGAUGGUUGUCUAUCACAUAUGACUUCUGUGGCUGCCGCUGUGAUGGGUCUGUAUUUGAGAGCGUUUUUCAUCCCCACAGGGUACAUGGAUGGAUAUUCAACCGAUUCAAUGCCUGUUAUAUGGAAAGUGUUUUUGGUCAGAUCAUAUACUUCACUUCCAAAACUGAUAGAAGAUGAUGAUAAUCAAAGUGGAAUUUCAAAUCAAAAUAUAUUAAACUCAUUUUCAAAUCGAUUAAUAUAUGUUAAAGGACCAAUAUAUUUACCAACCCGGAUCCCAUUUAGUUUAAGUUAUUCAACACAUUUUCAAGGAAAACUAGACGAAAUAAAUUCAGAUUUUUUAUUUGUUAGUAUUUUACUUUUAUGUUCUAUUUGUAUUUUUCUCUAUUUAUUAUUACGUAGUUUUAUAGUCUACUGUGGGUUUUUCAACUCAUCUAAACCAACUUUAAAAGUAUAAAUAACAGAAAAGAAACUGUACUCUAUCAUUUAUCAUUCAUAUUUCGUUCUUUUCAACUUACCAUUCGGUCAUUCUAAAUAAAAUUUUGUAAAAACGUUUAACUGUGAUAAAAAUUUAUCUUUUAAUAGAAAAAAAUAUUAUAAUUUUAUUCUUAAAGUGUGAAUUACUUUAACACACACACACACAUUACAAUUUACUAUGAACUAUGAUAGCAAGUGUUAUAGAAUGAAUCAGAAAUAUAACAUAGUCAAUCAAUUAUUUUUUGUCAUGCGGCACAAAUAUAAUGGCCACAUAAAAUAUUCCAUUAAUUAUUCAGUGAUAAGUUACACUCAGUGACAUACAAGUUCUUCACAGUUUGAUUAUAAGUU